AUGGAGGAUGUGACCGCCAUGCACUGGAGGUGUUACGAGUGUAACAUGACUUUCUCCAAUCCUGAACUGUUACGGAAACACAAGGCACGUUUUUGUGUGGGAGGCGGUCUAGGCGAUCCUGACCAGCUUAUGCUGAGGCGAGGAUUUCGGUCAGAAAUACAUAGAAAUGGUACAGAUCUUCCAGACGAU
This is a messenger RNA of Candidula unifasciata, 189 nucleotides long. Lineage: Eukaryota; Metazoa; Mollusca; Gastropoda; Stylommatophora; Geomitridae. The record is from the annotation of a GenBank genome assembly.